Messenger RNA from Indicator indicator, 2116 nucleotides. RefSeq names its product ecto-NOX disulfide-thiol exchanger 2 (gene ENOX2). The transcript is spliced from 14 exons. Gene Ontology annotation, biological process: ultradian rhythm. NCBI's taxonomy places the organism in Eukaryota, Metazoa, Chordata, Aves, Piciformes, Indicatoridae. Gene Ontology annotation, cellular component: plasma membrane; external side of plasma membrane. Gene Ontology annotation, molecular function: RNA binding; protein-disulfide reductase activity. The record is from RefSeq and is a predicted model, not a curated record. The coding region runs from base 70 to 1872 and encodes 600 amino acids.
GGCAAGAAGAGGAAGAGAGCAAAGGUUCCUGCAGAUGGUGCCAGAAAUCUAAACCUGGACUCCAUUCCGAUGGGCUUGCCAAUGUCCGACCCAACCGCCUGGGCCACUGCCAUGAACAACCUGGGGAUGGCUCCCAUGGGCAUGACAGGACAGCCCCUCCUGCCUGACUUUGAUCCUGCUCUUGGGAUGAUGACUGGAAUCCCUCCCAUCAACCCCAUGAUGCCAGGCUUGGGGAUAGUCCCACCUCCCAUCCCUCCAGACAUGCCUGCUGUGAAGGAGAUCAUUCACUGCAAGAGCUGCACCCUCUUCCCACCCAACCCACAUCUGCCCCCUCCAGCCACAAGAGAGAGGCCCCCGGGGUGCAAGACAGUGUUUGUGGGGGGCCUGCCAGAGAACGGGACGGAGCAGAUCAUCAUGGAGGUGUUUGAGCAGUGCGGGGAGGUCAUCGCCAUUCGCAAGAGCAAGAAGAACUUCUGCCACAUCCGCUUCGCCGAGGAGUUCAUGGUGGACAAGGCUCUCUACCUCUCUGGUUACCGCAUCCGGCUGGGCUCCAGCACGGACAAGAAGGACACCGGGCGGCUGCACGUGGACUUCGCCCAGGCGCGCGACGACCUCUACGAGUGGGAGUGCAAGCAGCGGAUGCUGGCCCGCGAGGAGCGGCACCGCCGGCGCCUGCAGGAGGAGCGCUUCCGGCCGCCCUCCCCCCCCCCUGUCGUCCACUACUCCGACCACGAGUGCAGCAUUGUCGCUGAGAAGCUGAAAGAUGACACCAAGUUCCUGGAAGCCAUCCAGACCUUGCUGACCUGGAUAGAGCGUGGAGAGGUGAACAGGAGGACUGCCAACAACUUCUACUCCAUGAUCCAGUCUGCCAACAGCCACAUCCGCAGGCUGGUGAACGAGAAGGCAGCUCAUGAGAAGGAGAUGGAGGAGGCAAAGGAGAAGUUCAAACUUGCUCUCUCAGGGAUUCUGGUGCAGUUCGAGCAGAUAGUGGCCGUGUACCAUUCUGCCUCCAAACAAAAGGCUUGGGACCAUUUCACGAAAGCUCAGCGUAAGAACAUCAGCGUGUGGUGCAAACAAGCAGAGGAGAUCCGAAACAUCCAUAACGAUGAGCUGAUGGGCAUUCGGAGGGAGGAGGAGAUGGAAAUGUCUGAUGAGGAAAUAGAGGAUCCCCCAGAGAUGAAAGAAACAGAAGAAUCAGCACUGGUGUCACAAGUGGAAGCCCUGAAGGAGGAGAACGACAGCCUGCGCUGGCAGCUGGACGCCUACCGCAACGAGGUGGAGCUGCUCAAGCAGGAGCAGGGCAAAGCCAGCAGGGAUGAGGACACAAGCAAGGAGCAGAGGAUGAAGUUUCUCCAGCAGGCUCUGCAGGGCAUGCAGAAGCAUCUUCUUAAAGUACAAGAGGAGUACAAAAAGAGAGAAGCUGAGCUGGAAAAAGUGAAAGAAGACAAACUGAAAAUGGAAUCAUUACUGGAGAACCUGAAGGAGCAGCAAAGCAUGGCAGAUGAAGAGGACAAGGAGAGAGAUGCAGCUGAUGGCCAAGGGAAUGAGAGCAGCACCUCCAGAGUCUGUGCCUGCAGCCAGGAGAAGGAGUGUCCAGCUGAGAAGACCUUGAGCAGUGGCCUUGUGAAGUCUGAACGAGAAGUCCUCUUAGUUGGAAUCAUCUCAACGUUCCUUCACGUGCACCCCUUUGGAGCCAGCAUAGAGUACAUCUGCUCCUACCUGCAGCGCCUGGACAGCAAAAUCUGCACCGCAGAGGUGGAGGUUCUCAUGACUCGACUCCAGAACACCUUCAGGCAGGAGCUGAGUGGGGUUGGGGCCAGCCUGGAGAAAAGAUGGAAGUUCUGUGGCUUUGAUGGGUUGAAAAUGACUUGAGCUUUGACUUAACUCUGGAAACAACAUGAUGUGUACACCAGGAAGCCCUGGGCCACCUCUUCCCUCUGCUCAUGGUGACUCUCUUGCACGCAUCACGGCCUCGGGUGGGAUAAUGUGGAAGUGAAACCAAGUCCAGAGCAGCACUGGAAGAAACCUCAAGUUCUGCAGCUUCUCUGAUGGCUUCCAUGUGAAGGGACAGGUGCUGCUCAAUAGAUUUUUGUCAGAAAAGUCCAUGUCUGAUGUU